Messenger RNA from Anisakis simplex (herring worm), 687 nucleotides. Lineage: Eukaryota; Metazoa; Nematoda; Chromadorea; Rhabditida; Anisakidae. The record is from the annotation of a GenBank genome assembly.
AUGCACUGUGGAGUUUUCUCAAGAAAUCGCUUCAAAAUCGCAAUUGUUGGUACGAAUGGAUGUGGUAAAACAGCGUUUGCAAGACGUCUGGCUCGAGACAUGUUCUGUGAAGAGGGCACUGCUGAUUCAACUGAACCAUUCAGACAGGUAUUUCACAAACAAAUGCCUGACGGUAGCUGUGCGAAAGUGGAGCUUAUUGAUGUUGGCAUGCAACAAUUGAAUGAGCAUUGCCGAACGGCAAAUAUCAUAAGGCAACGCUUAGUCGUCGAAGGAACACCAACAACAAGUUGCACUGAAUUCGUCGAUUUGUGCGGUAUCUUCCUGCUGUACGAUAUUACUGAUGCCAAAUCAUUCUCUGAACUGAGUAAUAUCAUUGGGGAUUUGAGUCAUUUAAUUUCACCGGACUGUGAAAUAUUUUUAAUUGGCUGUAAGACUGAUCGACGAGAAGAUCGUAAAGUUUCUUUUAAAGAUGCAGAAGACAUGUCUAUGAGAAUUGGAUUUUCUCUUUUCGAGACAAGUGCGAAAAGUGGAUCGAACUGUGAAUUAGCGUUACAUGAGAUGCUCGAGAAAAUUUACGAAAAACAUGAAGAGGCUGCCACAUACGUGUGUGAUGCAACCGAAGAGGCCGAGCCAGUGCCACGUUUUCAAUUGCCAUAUAUAUUCUGUCAAAUGUGGAAUUGUGGAUGA